Molecule: messenger RNA, 2109 nt
Organism: Diospyros lotus (date-plum)
Lineage: Eukaryota; Viridiplantae; Streptophyta; Magnoliopsida; Ericales; Ebenaceae
Exons: 11
Coding region: 118-1608 (496 amino acids)
Biological process (GO): intracellular protein localization
Cellular component (GO): endomembrane system
Source: RefSeq, a predicted model, not a curated record
GUUUUGGGUUUGGGUUCCCGACCCAAGCCGAAACCCGAACUUACCCGCCCAACCGUCUCGUUUUCCCACUCCAAAUCGUUUCACCGGAGCGGGAAGGUUUCCCUGACCGUGGUCGCCAUGGUCAAAGCAGUGGUCGGAGAGGAGACUCAACUCAAAUCUACGGAGGAUCGCCUCAGCCAAUCUGCAGUGCCAUCUCAGGUAGGUCUUCUGAUCGGGAAGCUAAGUUCAAGCUCCGACCGAUGUUUGGUUUUCGAUUUGAUCCCUACGCCGCCAAAUGAUGCCGGAGAGGCCGCCUGUUCCCUCCUCGAGGGCCGCGGCGGCAGAGACGACAAGAAAAGAGGUUCCAAACCCAAAUCGCAAUCCGACUCUUCGUCUCUUGUCAUCGACAAGGAUUGGGUUGCCGAGCACGCGCGUCAGGUCUCCAGAAUGCUGCUUGGUGGCAUGAAGGUGCUUGGCAUCUACAUAUGGACCAACGAGAGCUCAUUCAAGAAUUCAACCAUUAUACUUUGCCAGACUGUAAAGGGAGUUGCAGAAGCAGCACCUCUGUUGGAGACGGAUUGGGAUGAGAGAUUGCUUAUUCACAUAAGUUACAGUCCAAGGAGAUGGACUUGUCGAAAUUGCUCGUUGACUUCAAAUAUUACAUCAAGCAGCAUAAGGCCUUGUGACUUCAAAAUGGGAAGAGUGCUAGCUUCCCUUCAGACGUUUAGGUGUACUUACACCUUUGAUUUAAGAUUGCCCAUCUGUUGUGAAGAUGUAUCAAGUGCUAGGAAAUUUGCUGAUAUUCUUCGUCAAGGAAUUUCAAGUCAUGCCAAAGAGCUUAAAGAUGCAAAGGCCAUCAUUGAUGGGGAUUUGGUAGUAAAGGAUGAGUCAUGUCUACCAGAUGGCCUACAUGAAGUGGAAUUUCUUCUACCUUUCAUGAAGGACUCAUUUGCAGAAGCAUGCAGCGAAAAAGAGGUUGUUGGUGUUCUUGCCUUUAGUGGCUCAGUAUGUUCUUUUGCAUACUCAAAUUCAAGAGAGCCUGUUUCACAAGCUUUGGCUGAUUUAAAGGGUGAUAUCAUCAUGAGCCUGCAAAGUAGGUUGGAUGUCAUCUGUGAUGAGUCAGAUGGAGAAUCCAGUUCAAAUACUAAUAGGGGAAAGGAUGCGAGUGAGGAGUUAUCAACAGGAGAACCCUUUGUCCAACUUACUCCUCAAUUAUUAAGAAAACAGUGCAGUCUUACAUUUCCUCGAAGAGUCUUUAUCCCUUGGUUGGCGGGCACAUAUAUCUGCGACCAUUUACAACUGGCUGAGACACUUGAGGUUGUUAAAGAUCAUUGUGUUGAAUUGAUGGCGAUGCCUGCUCCAGAUUCCUCUACAAUCUUGGAGCCGGAAAUAGUACCACCGGCAUUGAACUCCAAAUCUUUGUGGGAUGCGGCCCUCCCCUUCUGUUUAACAUCUAGUCCAGAUUGUUCCUCUUUGGAAAAGAGUGGAAUUCUUACGAGCCAAGAACAUGAAGGGAAAUCUACGAGUUCAGCUAAUUUUAACUUAAGCGCUGCUGUUUGGAUUCUUAUUCUUGCCAUCUUAAUUGGUUUGGCGCUAUAUACUGUCAAGAGAUUCUCACAUACAACUUAAGCUUUAGCUGUUACUUCUGUAGAGCCAUGGAGUCUGCUGCAGUACCCGUCAACGAUAUAUUGCAAUUCAAAGGCUUGAGAUCAGAGCUUCACAACCCAUGCAAGUUUACUGGAUAGUCUCAUUUAUCUCGGUAUUUUUACAAGACCCGAACAUCUCAAUUCUUGGGAGCUUCACUAAAUCAAUCUGAUGGACGGGAUUCGUCUAAAUGCUUUUGUCUAUAAUUUUUGUGGAAAUUUUCUGGAGAUUGUGUUCGUUGAAAAAAUUCAACAGUUUCAUUUAGAUUUCACUGGUGGUGGAAGAACUGGAGAGCUAAAAGAAGCCUAGUGUUGCUGCAUGUUUUCUUCUUGUCAAAACAAUACAAGUUCUCAAAACCAAUCCUGUAGAACCCAUCUCGCUUUAUAUACGUAUAUGCAUGGAUCACUUACAAACAUUAUCUUCAAAAGUUGUUUUCAAUUCUAGAAAAAAAGAAAAGAAAAUAAGUGAUCCAAGUCUUUAUCAUUA